AUGGAGAACCACAAUGGCACCGACCCAAAAGACCCCGCGAGUUUCCUGUCCUCCAUCAUCGGCGUGCCCGUCACCGUCAAGCUCAACUCUGGCAUUGUAUACAAGGGCGAAUUACAGUCUGUGGACGGAUACAUGAAUAUUGCGCUGGAAAAGUGUACGGAGUAUGUCAACGGGCAACAACGGCGGAACUAUGGGGAUGCGUUUGUCAGAGGCAAUAACGUGCUUUACAUUUCGAGCGAGUGA
Messenger RNA from Exophiala viscosa, 243 nucleotides. RefSeq names its product U6 snRNA-associated Sm-like protein LSm6. The transcript is spliced from 2 exons. The record is from RefSeq and is a predicted model, not a curated record. Gene Ontology annotation, cellular component: nucleolus; U4/U6 x U5 tri-snRNP complex; P-body. Gene Ontology annotation, biological process: maturation of SSU-rRNA; mRNA splicing, via spliceosome. Lineage: Eukaryota; Fungi; Ascomycota; Eurotiomycetes; Chaetothyriales; Herpotrichiellaceae. Gene Ontology annotation, molecular function: RNA binding. Bases 1 to 243 code for a protein of 80 amino acids.